Thyridium curvatum is the source of this 4683-nucleotide messenger RNA. RefSeq lists its product as uncharacterized. Gene Ontology annotation, molecular function: guanyl-nucleotide exchange factor activity. NCBI's taxonomy places the organism in Eukaryota, Fungi, Ascomycota, Sordariomycetes, Thyridiales, Thyridiaceae. The transcript has 2 exons. The record is from RefSeq and is a predicted model, not a curated record. Bases 1 to 4683 code for a protein of 1560 amino acids. Gene Ontology annotation, biological process: regulation of ARF protein signal transduction.
AUGCAUUCCUCCGAGCAUGCUCGCCGCAGCCAGAGGCGACGCCCCGAGCUCAACAUCAACACCGUCGGCACCAAGUCCCUGACCAGGUACUCGACGGCGCCGCAGUUCUCUCCCGAGUUCAGGCCACCUGUGCCUGCCAAGGGCAACCUGCGGACGGGCUCGCUGGGCAAGUCGUCGAGAGCGCCUACGCAGAACAUGCGAGACGCUGCAGAGGUCGAAACCUUCCUCGACAUGCUCACGCCCGCCGACAUGUCCUCCAACAAGGAAAACGACCGGCCUGUUUCCAUGGAGCCCCCGCGUCAGCCAAACGUUCGAGACUCCCACGACCUGUCCCUCCCCCAACGACACGUCCGCGACUCGCUCGUGUCCAACAUGCUCCUGUCCCUCGACCAGUUCUCCAUGGGCCAGAUGAACAGCGAAGGUUCGGCGCCCAACUACGACAACCCCUUGUAUUCGUUCGGCGGCGGCGGAGACGAGCCGAGAGGAGGAGCGGCGAUGGGUCCUACGAUCAGACGCCGUCCCAAUCACGGGUACACGUACAGCUCAGACUACGAGAUGGCAGACAGCGACAGCCGGAUAUCAAGUCAGCAAUCACGCGGCCGCCGAAGCAAUAGCAGCUCCGGAUUCCAGUCGAGUUUGGGCCGAAUCAACAGUAUGCGUGAAUCCCUACACCGGGGUUCUCAGCCAGGGACACCGAGGAUGCUGCACUCUCGAGGCGGCAAGGGCAGCAAGAGCAGCAGCACCAACAGCAUUGACCAGGGCUCUGCUCAAGUGCUCAGCAGUCAACGCUGGGCACACAGCUUUGGAGGACGAUCGUCCAGUUUUGACUACGGACAGAGACCAUCGACCAGCGCGCAGCCUUGGCACAUUGAGUUCUCCAAUACAUUUUUCAAUGAGGAUCUGGAUGCCGCUCCGACACCGACUGUACCUGGCGGACCGCGUAGGUUGGCACCCGCGCCUUCAAUGCCCUCCUUUCCUCGACCCGAGCCGCCUCCCGAGCCUGCGCCGAGCAAGGGACCUGGCGUCGAGCGGAAACGUAGCACACGAUCCUCGAGAAGUGCGACCGUUGGCCGACAGGCCCAAUCCAAAUUCAAUACCAACAAUGACAUUCCCGCCCUCCCGGCCUUUGACCUCGACUCGGCUCCUGCGCCCCAUGUAGGCUAUGAGAAAGCCAAGGACCCCGUGCCUCAGACCGCUGCGCCUCUACCGCCUCCCAAGGAACGAUCCGGGUUCUUCAGAAAGAUAUUUGGAGGGUUCCGCGAUACGUCGGCAGAGUCGCCGCCUCCUCCGUCUCAGACCUCGCCUUAUGUAUCCUCGGGUUCGACAGAAACAGUGGGAAGUAGAGGAGGCCAGCACAUCAACCAGACCAAGACACAAAGCACACCUCCAUCCAGACAAAGCCACCACUCUACCCAUGGUCCUACAUUACAAAAGAAACCAUCUAGCUUUUUCAGGAGGCGCAAGAAGAGUGUCAAUGACGCAGCUCCUCCACCUCCACUACCAGCUUCCGUCGCAGCUCCUCACCCUGUGAUGCCUUCACUCCAACUUCCCCAAUCCCAAGGGCCUUCAAAACCGGAACCUAGCCCUGCCACUAGCUUGAGCCGGGCUAUGAGCCCGUAUCUCAAACAGGCCGCAACAGCGCCGGUUCUGGCCAGUCCUGGAGCGGAAGAUGCACAUAACGACGAACGAAGACCGACACCACCCCCUCGAGACGAAGCCCCGGCGCGAAAUGUUAGAGGCUUCUCGCCUGACUACGAGCCUCCUCCCAGCGCAAUUAUCCGGCCAGUACAUCACAGUGCCAGCAAUCAAGACAUGUCGCGUUCAAACCGACAAAGCAAGCUGCGCACAGACACCACCGCUCGACAAGCUCCCCAACCACCGCAUCCCGCUCGCAGUGGCUCGUUCUUGAACGACAACAGCGACAGUGAAAGCAGCCCCCAGCGUGUAGCGCAACGGGCAGUGGACAACUACAGAGCUGGAUCCCGUACCAGCCAAAAAGAUGCCAGCAGCGGUGCCCCAUCGCCUAUUACACCUCUGAUCAAAUCACCGGAUACCAUAGUGAAGGCAGAUGUGAGCCCUCCGCGAGACAUCAUAGUAGUGGACAGCACAGACGACGACGAAGGCACUCGUUUAACCCUGCCGAUUCAGAGCGCUAGCUCGCCGCGAAACACUCUUUCGCCCACCGAUGGCCCAAGAAUUAGGAGUUCCAUGAGUCUGCCAAACGUCAGGGUGGAGAGCUCCGAGUCGACUCCUUCGACACAGACGACGCCCAAGCCUGCCAAACCCAUCGACGAACCCGAGUUCGUCGUCGGCGAGCCCACCGAAGAUGACAAACAGAAGGCGCAAAAGAUCUUUGACGGCAACGAAGAUUUCAUCCAGAAGGAGAAGGCCGCAGCGUGGAUGGGCGAGGAGGGUCCUGUUCGCCAGCGUACCUUGCAGGCGUACAUGGACUUGUAUGACUUCAAGAACUCCAGCAUUGUCAAUGCUCUUCGGGAUGUCUGUUGCCGCCUCAUUCUCCGUGCCGAAACUCAGCAGGUUGACCGGAUUCUCGUGGCCUUUUCCAAGCGGUGGUGUGACUGCAACCCCAACCAUGGCUUCAAGUCUAUUGAUGUUGUGCACACCACUUGUUACUCGAUCAUGCUCCUGAACACCGACCUUCACGUUGCUGAUAUUGAGUCAAAGAUGACCCGCAGUCAAUUCGUCAAGAAUACCAUGACAACUAUCAGACAAGCUCUGGCUGAGUCGGUGCCCGAUGUAUUCGAGCGACCAAGCAUCUUGCCGGGAAAGAAUCAGAACUUGGGUGUAGACGAAGGACGCACAUCUGGCGACCAUGAUCGUACAACUAGCUUCCGGAACUCGUUCAUCUCGCCCCUGCGAUCGGAGUCAUCCAUGGGUCAUCGGGAUGAUCCUGACGGCUGCGGACCUUUGGUCAAGGCUCCCUUCGAAGGCCCGCUGCGGGCUUGGGAGGCCCAGGUUGAGAUCGUGCUCAAGGAGACUUACAACUCUAUCAGAGACGACCGCUUGCCCUUGUACGGGGCUGAGCCGGCUCAAAGCAUCCCUGGAUCGAGCAGUCUGUCGGUCAUGGGCAUCCUCAAGCGCACGCCGAGUGUUCUUAGCAAAGCACCUUCUGAGGGUGGAGCAUCGACGCGCGGUCGAAUCAAUGAUACCACGCGCACCAACACAUCGCGAUGGGCGUCCAAGAGUCGGUCGAGGGCUAGAUUGGGGAACAACGGGUUCUCGUCUAGCAGAACGAGCUUUGACGACAACAACUCGCUGUGGAGCCCGACGCCUUCGUCCGCAACCUGGAGCCGAUAUUCGCUAGGCCGGACCCAAGGGUCUGGCUCUAUCGAUUCAUUCGGCUCCGCCUUUCCCCGUGGCGACUUCCAGCAGUCUAUUGGAUUCGCUAACGCGCUCAGCCAGGCCAUCGAUACCAUGGGUAGUGCCCAAUCGCUGGCCAGCGACGACAUGAAGAGUGCUCAACUCCUGGACGAUGAGUCCCUGGAAUUGGCCGGUCCACCAUGGAUCAAGGAAGGCAUUGUGGUUCACAAACACCAUUUAGACGGCAUUGAUAAGAAGGCCAAGGAUAGGAAUUGGUCCGAGGUCUUUGCGGUCAUUCAGCGAGGGCAGAUGAGCAUCUUCUCCUUCUCAUCCAACAAAUCAACCCGAUCCAAGGGCCGCAGCCGGCAGAACACCGCGACACAGAAAGGUGCGGUCGUCGGCGGCGGUAACUGGCAGGAGAAUGCCACGAACAUGGGCACUUUCAGUCUGAAGCAGACCCUGGCGAGUGCUCUUCCCCCGCCGGGCUAUUCGCGUACUCGGCCGCACGUCUGGGCCCUCAGUCUGCCCACGGGCGCCGUGCAUCUCUUCCAUGUGGGCACAGCUGAAAUCUGCAAGGAAUUUGUCACGACUGCCAAUUACUGGAGCGCACGCUUGAGCACCCACCCUCUCGUUGGUGGUAUCUCCAACAUUGAGUACGGCUGGAGUGACUCGAUUGUGCACAACUCGCUCGUCAACGCCAUUAACAACAAAGAUCCCUCGAGUGCGCAGAAUGAUACAUCCCGGCCGGAGUCUGCGGCAGCCGGUCGCACCAGCAUGCAAUCCCGCACCUCGAUCCGGUCUGGUUCCUUCGACUUUGGACAUGUCCGCGGUAAGUCGUCGACCGACAUGUCCCAGGGUGCUUCGCGUCACGGAGGCAGCAAGCUUCCGGGUGACAAGAUCCACAUUGCCGACUGGCAGCCGCCGACGCAGUCUCUGCGGCCCUCCAAUGCGGCCGAGCCGGAGCAGCUCCAGACGCUGCUCACCUACGUCCGCGGCAUCGAGGACGAGCUGCAGGCGCACAACGCGUUGCGCAGCCCGAUGCUGCUGGCGUUCACCCCCAGGGGCCACAACGCGAACAAGGCCAUGUCCAACUGGGAGCGCAAGAGCAGCUACCUGCUGCGCGAGAUUGUCAAGUUCAGGACGUACGUCGACUGCCUGCAGGAGGCGGAGAGGCGGCGCGGCGAGAUCUAUGCGGAGCGGGAGGUCGCGCAGCGUGCGGCCAGGGGAGAGGAGGCGGGCAGCAUCGGGAGCGAGGAGGACUUUGCCAAGGAGUUUGGCAUGAGAGGUGCCGCUGUGGGCGGCGCGGGUGCAGGCGCAGAAGACGAUGAGGGAGAAGAGACGCUGAAGCCCAAGGCGAGGGCUUGA